This is a messenger RNA of Cuscuta campestris, 1076 nucleotides long. The record is from the annotation of a GenBank genome assembly. NCBI's taxonomy places the organism in Eukaryota, Viridiplantae, Streptophyta, Magnoliopsida, Solanales, Convolvulaceae.
GUGCGAAUUUUUCUUCAUGGAAAGAUUCACUGAUGCUAACUCUUGGCAUGUUGGAUUUUGAUUAUGCACUGAGAGAGCCUGCCCCUCCUGCCCUCACUGAUAAAAGUACUGCUGAAGAUAAAAUAGUACAUGAGAGAUGGGAGAGGUGCAACAGAAUGGCUCUUACGCUCAUUAAAAAAUUCCAUCAUCAUAAUCAUCAGGGGAGCUAUUCCAGAUUCAUCUAAUGCUAAAACAUAUCUGGCUUCCGUGGAGGAACAAUUCAAGGCAACUUCUAAGGCACAUGCUAGUACUCUUAUUUUGAAGAUGGUGACUACAAAAUAUGACUGGAAUAGCGGCAUUCGUGAGCACAUCAUGAUGAUGAACGACAUGGCCCGUAAGCUCAAGGGAUUAGACAUGGAGAUCAGUGAAGGUUUUCUGGUGCACUUUAUAAUGACUUCUCUUCCUGCAUCUUUUGAAGCUUUCAAGGUCAACUACAACACCCAGAAGGUCAAGUGGUCGAUGAAUGAGUUGAUUGCUAUUCACAAAGGAGGAGGAGAAAGGAUUCCAUCUCCAUUGUUGAGCCAAGAAGAAGAAGAAGGAGCAAGGAGAAACAUCAAAGUUUCUAAAAUCCUGAGUGAAAAACGCAGCAGCAACUUCUUCGUAAAUUCUAUUCAUUCAAGCAAAGAAAAGAGGAAGAACUUCAACUCCAUUGGUGAAACAAGAAGAAGAAAUCAUCAUAGUUUCUUCAAAAUCCUGGCAGGAGCAAACCGUCACCUUGAACUCCCAGAGAGUAUCGUAGAGAAGACCUGACGUUGGAAGCUUGAAGUUGAUAGAGGUGUCCGUACGUUGAACAUUCGUUGAGGCGUAUACUUUAUUCCUAUCACUUCUGUCUUCAACGUUAUCAAGGUAACAAUACUGAUCAUGGAGCCCAUCCCGGAGGUCAAUGAGAGUGACGAGAUGUACGGACUGGUGGACCACAUUUAUGAUGCUUUAAUUAAAUAAAUACCUUUUCGGGCGAGAACCCAGAAAAAUGUAAAACAAUUUAAUUAUGUUUUAUAUUUAAGCUUCUGUACUAUUUCAGCAAUACUCUGAAUUUA